UCAAACCGAUAACAGAUGAACCAACUGGGCACCGCUGAGUGACGUGUAAGCGCAGCCAGAAAACCAUUUCAAUUGUUUUUAACCACAAUUUAACCGAGAGUUCCACGAUAAUGGGUUCGUUUCGCCGCGAUAAAGACGAGGAAGAGGAUGGACCGAGCAAUGCUUAUCAAAAUCUGGAGAAGACAUCGGUGCUCCAAGAGACUCGCACCUUCAAUGAGACGCCGGUGAACGCUAGGAAGUGCAUCCACAUCCUGACAAAGAUCCUCUAUCUGAUUAAUCAGGGGGAACAGCUGGUGGCCCGUGAGGCCACGGACUGCUUCUUUGCGAUGACAAAGCUCUUCCAAUCCAAGGACGUGGUACUCCGUCGCAUGGUGUACUUAGGCAUUAAGGAGUUGAGCUCCAUUGCCGAGGACGUGAUCAUCGUAACCAGCUCGCUCACGAAGGACAUGACUGGGAAGGAGGAUCUUUACAGAGCCGCUGCCAUUCGAGCUUUGUGCAGCAUCACGGACAACACUAUGUUACAAGCUGUGGAGCGGUACAUGAAGCAGUGCAUCGUGGACAAGAACGCGGCGGUUUCUUGUGCCGCCUUGGUGAGCUCGUUGAGAUUGGCCAGCACCGCCGGCGACGUAGUUAAGAGGUGGGCCAACGAAGCCCAGGAGGCAUUAAACAGCGAUAACAUUAUGGUCCAAUACCACGCAUUGGGACUGCUGUACCACAUCCGUAAAUCGGAUCGGCUGGCCGUUUCCAAGUUGGUAAACAAGUUGACAAGGGGUUCUCUAAAAAGUCCAUAUGCUGUGUGCAUGCUGAUACGGAUUGCCUGCAAGUUGAUCGAAGAAGAGGACAUUUCCUCCGAGGAACUGUCCGAUUCGCCUUUAUUCACAUUCAUCGAGUCUUGUCUUCGCCACAAGAGCGAGAUGGUUAUCUACGAAGCAGCGCACGCUAUUGUCAACCUAAAGAACACCAAUCCACGAAUGCUGUCGCCGGCAUUCUCCAUCCUCCAGCUAUUCUGCAGCUCGCCAAAGGCCACGUUGCGUUUUGCGGCUGUGCGUACGCUUAACAAGGUGGCCAUGACACAUCCGGCAGCGGUGACCACCUGCAACCUCGACCUGGAGGGCCUUAUCACCGACUCCAAUCGAUCGGUAGCGACACUGGCCAUCACCACUCUGCUGAAGACCGGAGCCGAAUCCUCGGUGGAACGCUUGAUGAAGCAGAUCUCUACGUUUGUGGCCGAGAUCUCAGACGAGUUCAAGGUUGUGGUAGUUCAGGCUAUAUGCGCCCUGUGCACCAAGUAUCCACGAAAGCACACGGUUCUGAUGAACUUCCUCAGCGGAAUGCUACGCGAGGAGGGCGGCCUGGAGUAUAAAACGUCCAUUGUCGACACCAUUAUCACAAUCAUCGAGGAGAAUGCAGAUGCCAAGGAGUCCGGCCUGUCCCAUUUGUGCGAGUUUAUCGAGGACUGCGAGCACGUUUCGCUGGCCGUGAGGAUUCUUCACUUGCUUGGCAAAGAAGGACCCUUUGCAGCCACGCCCUCCAAGUACAUACGUUUUAUCUACAACCGCGUGAUUCUGGAGAGUCCUAUUGUGCGAGCAGCCGCUGUGACGGCGAUGGCGCAGUUUGGAGCCUCUUGUCCGGCUUUGUUGACAAAUAUUCUCGUCCUGCUGGGUCGUUGUCAGAUGGAUCCGGAUGACGAAGUACGGGACAGGGCUACCUAUUACCUGAGCAUCUUAAACUCGGAGAGGCCUGAGCUCUACAAGAAUUAUAUUAUCGAGCGUGAGAAUUGUUCAUUGGCUCUAUUGGAGAAGUCGCUGGUCGACCAUUUGAAUGGCGACCUAGAGACUUCCUUCGAUAUUUCCGUUGUACCCAAGGCGGCUAUCAUUAAGCCGGUAAUUGCCAAUGAUGUUAUGCUGGUAACCAAUAGUGCCCCAAGACCCCCGAAGAUCACUCGCGAGGAGGAGAGCGCCGCACGCUUAGCCCAGCUUCCGGGUAUCCAGGUGCUGGGACCUAUUCAUCGCAGCACGGCUCCUAUUCAGUUGACAGAAAGCGAAACGGAGUACACCGUUCAGUGCAUCAAACACAUUUUCGGCCAACACGUGGUCUUCCAGUUCGAUUGCUUGAACACUCUGUCCGAUCAAUUCCUGGAGAAUGUUCGAGUCGAACUAACGCUGCCGGAGGGAUUCACGACCAGGGCGGUCAUUCCAUGUCCAAAGUUGCCCUACAACGACCUGCAAACCACGUUCGUCAUCGUGGAAUUCCCACCCGACGCUGCCAGUUCAAUAGCCACCUUUGGUGCCACUUUGCGAUUUGUGGUCAAGGAUUGCGACCCCAACACGGGUGAACCAGAUUCCGAUGAUGGCUAUGACGAUGAGUAUAUGCUGGAAGAUCUGGAGCUCACUGUUGCCGAUCAGAUACAGAAAACCAAGAAAAACAAUUUCCAGGUGUCCUGGGAUGCGGCCGAUAGCGAAGAAUGGUUGCAAGCUGAGGACACCUUCGUGCUUUCGGCAGUGACCACCCUGCAGGAUGCGGUGAACACCAUAAUAAAAAUACUUGGGUUGGGGGCUGCAAACCUUUCUGAAAAGGUUCCUGAGGGUACACAUCUGCAUACUUUGCUCUGUUCUGGAACCUUCAGGGGCGGUGCCGAGGUCCUGGUUCGGGCCAAGCUGGCGCUUUCCGAGGGCGUCACGUUGAAUCUGACCGUGCGCAGCACCGAUCAGGAUGUGGCGGAGCUCAUAACGGCGGCCAUCGGAUAAGACAGCGAGCCAUGCAGGAAUAUAGUCUGGUUCCUGCGUGCUGUCAACAUAAUCUAAACUCCAACCAACUAAACAGAAAGCUACACUUAAUCAAAAAUAUAAUUUGUACCUUUAAGUGACUGUCUCUAUAACUCUGUCCACAAUUCGGCAUGUGCAUCACUGAGUAUUGUUAAUGCCCCUUUCCAGAAAGUUGAUGUGGCUCCAGCGAUGCAUCCUUUAAUAAGUAAUGUAUAUGUUUAUUAUGCCCCGAUUAGCCUGUGCAUUUAGAUUAAGUAUGGAAACAAAAUAAAUAAUAAAAAAAAACAUGUAUAUGCAAUGCAACCGGA
Molecule: messenger RNA, 3073 nt
Organism: Drosophila eugracilis
Lineage: Eukaryota; Metazoa; Arthropoda; Insecta; Diptera; Drosophilidae
Gene: gammaCOP
Product: coatomer subunit gamma
Biological process (GO): protein secretion; intracellular protein transport; endoplasmic reticulum to Golgi vesicle-mediated transport
Cellular component (GO): Golgi membrane; endoplasmic reticulum; COPI vesicle coat
Molecular function (GO): structural molecule activity
Source: RefSeq, a predicted model, not a curated record